This is a messenger RNA of Culex pipiens pallens (northern house mosquito), 2628 nucleotides long. RefSeq lists its product as uncharacterized. The transcript has 5 exons. The record is from RefSeq and is a predicted model, not a curated record. The coding region runs from base 672 to 2354 and encodes 560 amino acids. NCBI's taxonomy places the organism in Eukaryota, Metazoa, Arthropoda, Insecta, Diptera, Culicidae. Gene Ontology annotation, cellular component: endomembrane system.
UUUGAUUCUUUGUCUUCAGUUAAGUUUACUAGUUUUUUGUUGUUGUUUCUACUGUAUUUCUAUUAGUAAAAUGCGUUGUUCUGUCGCGUUGAUUGGGAAUCUCUUGUAAAUAUUGCAUACACACGUUCAAAAUCAAUCAGAUUUCGUCAAAAUCUUACAAAUUGUUCGAUUACUCAUUUUUGGGUUAGUUUUGUUCUGACGAAAAAUAAGUGAUUUUGCAUGCAAGUGUUGUUAAUAUUUACGCUGUUGUAGUGGUUGUUCAUUCUGCAAUCUGACAUUUCAAGCAAAACAAUGUAACAGAACCUUACAUUAUUUUGAUUGAUUUUAUAGGAAAUCAUAUUUUUUCUUGGUUUUUGUGAUUUGGAACUUUUAUGUGUCAUUUUCAACCCAAUUUGUUUAAAAUAGUUUGCAUGAAAAAUGUUUACACAAACACAAAAAUUGUGUAUUCUAAGUUGAACGUGUAUCACGCGAAGCGAAAUUUUGACAGUUGUUGCAUUCGGCUCUUCAGUCAUUUGACAGCUGCGAAGCGCAUCGGACGUGGUUUUGAAGAAUUUGUGCCGCUUUUCGACAGACUUUUGGUAGCAGCUGCCCAGCUCAGCAAUGGCCAAGUGAGCGUUUUGCGAGUGUGUUUCGAGAUUGUGCUUGAGAGUCGUGUUUAAAAUUUUGGAGGGAUGACGUCGACAAGGUUUCUGCUGAUGCUGGCAGGAUUGGCCGCGGUCCUGGCGCUGCUUCCGGCGGGGACCGCCGCGCACGGCUGGGGCUCCGACGACAUGGAGAUAUUUGAUCUGGUCGAGGAGGUCAACGAGAACUUUUACACCAUGAUGCAGAUUAAUCAGAACGCCACGAACCAGGAAAUCAAGCGAGCCUUCCGGACGUUGUCCGUGGUGCUGCACCCGGACAAGAACGACGCCGAGGACGCCAACGUCAAGUUCCGCAAUCUGGUGUCGGUGUACGAAGUGUUGAAGGACGCCGGCAAGCGGGAAAAGUACGACAAAGUGCUCAAGGAGGGUCUUCCCAACUGGAAGUCGGCGCUGUGGUACUACCGGCGCGUUCGCAAGGUCGGCCUGGCCGAGGGCGCGGCCAUCCUGCUGAUCGUUGCGACCGUGAUGCAGUACUUUAUCUCGUGGGCAGCGUACGCCGAGAAGAAGUACACGGCGGAGCAACUCUUCGGCAGCAAGUUGAAAAAGCUGCAGAAGAAGAAGCAAACGAACGUGGAUUUGGACACGAUUUUGAGUGAAAUACCCACGCCGAGCGUGUUCAACACGUUGCCGUUCCAGAUUCCGCUCGGGCUGUACCGGAUGGUGACGGGAGCGCCCGGCGCGGUCAAAUCCGCCGUUAACUUUUACGCCGAGCAGAAGAAGCUGGAGGAGGAGCGGAAGUUGAGAGAAAAAGAAGAGGAGGAACUGCUCCGCAAGCAGGAAGAGGACCGCGCCCGUGAGCGCGAGAACCGCACGCUUCGCAAGCGCAACAAAAAGUUCGUCGCCCCGGAAAAGACCGACGCCGAGCUGGCCGCGUACAACCAGAGUGCCAUCCAGCGGGGCGACGAUUCCGGUGCCACCACCGCAAAGCCCAAACCCGUGGUCAGCGGCGGGCUCUGGACCGAGGACGACCUGACCGAGCUGGUCCGGCUGGUCAAAAAGUACCCCGGCGGAACGACGGACCGGUGGGAGGUUAUUGCGGAACUGAUGGGCCGCAGCGUCACCGAAGUCACGUACAUGGCGUUCAAGAUGAAGGACGGCGGCUACAAGAUUGGCCAGCCGGAAAGUGUCGCCGAAAGCAUCAUCCAGGAGGCGGCCAAGCAAAAGGUCAAGACGAAAAAGAGCGCGGAAGUGGCGCCGGAGCUGGACGGAAAUGCCAACUGGUCCCAGGCGCAGCAGGCGGCGUUCGAGCAGGCCAUCCAGAAGUAUCCCAAGUCGGGUUCGUCCGACCGGUGGCAGAAGAUUGCCGGAAGUGUGCCCGGGAAGAGCCGGGAAGAGUGCAUGGCCCGGUACAAGUAUCUGGUGGAGUUGGUGAAGAAGCAGCGCGAGGAGAAGGAGAGGGAAGCGAAGGGGGAGGCGGAGGCGGAGUGUCCGGCGGAGGGGCAGGAAGCGGUGCCGGUGGUGGAAGAGAAGCAGGAGGGGGGUAAGGCUGGAGCCAAGGGGAAGAAGAAGGGAAAGCAGCAGCAGCAGGUGGAUGAUAAUGGAGCUGAGGAGGACCACCAGGAUGGUGAUAAAGAGAGCUGCGAAUCAGCUGAUAAACCAGCGUCUGCGGUGGCAGGUGGCAAGACCAAGAACAAGCGGCGGGAACGCAAGAAGCAGAUUGAGUACUACAGCUACGACGAUUCGGACGACAAUGGCGGUGACGACGAUGCUUGAGCGUUAGUCGGUGACCAACGGGCGCGCGCAUUGACCAUCCGUGAAACCUCGUGUUCAACCCAACUAUAAGAAGAAGAAGACUUACUUACUUUAAAAAGAGCAUUUCCGUGUACUUGUGUGUAAAAAGAAAGAAAAAACGAUGCACUUUAGCUUUGGGACUUAUGAGGGAGAAGGUCGUCGUGUAAGUAGAGACUGUAAUCUGUGAAAUAAACGAGAAUUGUUGCACAAAAAUAAAAAUAAAGAAGAAGAAGACGAAGAAGUGUUCGAAACCGGA